GAGAGGGACGCUUGGCAGCAAGCUGCGCUUCCUGACGGCGGUGCCGGACACGCAAGGGCAGGGUUGUGUGGCGUUUCUCUCGGUUCGGCUUGAGUUUCCCGGCUAAUUCCCCCACCCCCUCCCAGUUUUGCGAACAUGGCAGGGCUGAGCAGCGGCCCCUCCAGCUUCGGGCGGUGCAGCCACGCCGUGGUGCGGGCGCUGCCAGAGUCGCUGUGCCAGCAGGCGCUGAGGCGGGAGAAGGCGAAAGAGGUGGACUUGGCGCGCGCCGAGCGGGAGCACCAGCUCUACGUGGGGGUGCUGAAGAACAAGCUGGGGCUGCAGGUGUUGGAGCUGCCCGGCGACGAGAGCUUGCCCGACUGCGUCUUUGUGGAAGAUGUUGUCGUGGUGUGCGAAGAGACCGCUCUUCUCACGCGCCCGGGGGCGCCCAGCAGGAGGAAAGAGGUUGAAGCAAUGAAAACAGCACUUAACAGUCUUAGCCUGAAUAUUGUAGAGAUGACAGAUGACCAGGCAACCUUAGACGGAGGAGAUGUUUUAUUUACAGGACGGGAAUUUUUCGUGGGUCUUUCAAAACGGACCAACCAUCGUGGUGCAGAAAUUUUGGCAGACACCUUUAAGGAUUAUGCUGUUUCUACAGUCCCUGUUGCUGACUCCUUGCAUCUGAAAAGCUUUUGCAGCAUGGCUGGACCAAACCUCAUUGCUAUUGGUUCAAGUGAAAUUGCGCAGAAAGCCCUCAAGACAAUGCAACAGAUGAGCGACCAUCGUUAUGACAAACUUACAGUUCCUGAUGAUGCAGCAGCAAACUGUGUGUAUUUAAACAUUCCUGGCAAAGGUCAUGUUUUGUUGCAUCGAGCACCUGAGGAGUAUCCAGAAAGUUCAAAGGUAUUUGAAAAACUGAAGGACCACAUGUUGAUCCCUAUAGCAAACACCGAGCUAGAAAAAGUAGAUGGAGCACUCACUUGCUGUUCGGUCCUUAUUAAUAAAUCUUCACAAUUAUGAGUUUACAGAUUUCCUUCCUUGUAUAUGGCAAUAAUGUACAUGAAAGGCAAAUGUAUCUGUAUUUCACUUGUAUUGGUUUUCUUGACAAUCUACUGUAACACUGUGCUACUGAUCUUUGUUUACAAUGGUGCCCCUUCACUCGUAAUUAAGGUGCGUGUAUAAGCUUUUUCCUGACAUAUAAAGAUUUGAAGCAUGUUUGUCUGGAUUUCCCCCCAAAAAAUGUUAUGAAAAUUAAUGGUUUAUGUAGUAGAUGUAAAAUGAUCUCAGAAGCAGAAGUAGGGGCCACUUCUAGCAUCACUUUUGACUCGGGCACAACAACAACUAGAUGCAUAUCUACUAUGCCGAACAUUCCUAUAUCCUAGGACUUGAGUUUAAAAUCAAGUCAUUGAAGACAUAUGGCCAAAUGCCAUACAAAAUGUAAUACUGGACUUCCUCGCAAUCCGUUUUUUGAAUUUGUCAUCAACGAAUUAUUUCCACUGCAGAGUAAACAAUAAACACUUGUUUUUGUAUUCCUAGUAAUUUUGUCACAGGAACUUUAUAAUGCUCCCUGGAGUGUUUAUCCACUCCUUUUCCACUGCUCUGCGUAAAUUCUAGGAUUGACAUUGAUAAGUCAUUAAAUAGUUACCAGCUGUAAAAGGCAUAAAAGUGGAAAAUUACAAGUGCUUACAAUCACAGUAGUUAAGUCUUCAAAUAUGGGCUAUUAGGAAGAUAAGGGCUGAGAGACGUAUCUCUUCAUGCAUUUAUUCUUAUGUCAUCUCAAAUAAUUUAUUUUCCUUGCUUUGGGGAAGUUAAUUGUAAUUAGAUUAGAACAUGAGAGGGAAAUCUGCACUGGGUAGGAUAAUGCCCAUAUUAUAUAUGUGUUUCUUUAACAAAAGUAAGGCAUCUGUUUAAAUAGAACAGCCUCAUAUAUUGUUGUUGAAAGUAGCUUGAGUAGUUAACAUUGAUCCAAACAUGUCUUAGAAAAUACUGAAGGAUUUUAGAAGUAAUACUGGAAUUGGCCCAGUUUUAAUCUAGUCCGACCUUUCGUCACCCUUCUCUUUAGAGUUCUAAGUUAUAGAUAAUCAAAAGGAAAUUCAGUAACUCUUCCUUUAGUAACAACCAUAGUAUAAAACAUAUUAUAAUUAUCGUAGAAAAUUAUUUUCCUUUUAGUGCCUUGGAAGAAAACUGUGAAUGAAAUUAAUUACAAAGUGUAGGUGGAUUACUGUGAGGGUUUGAAUCAGUUGUGUGUCCAAAAUGCUGAUUUGUUUAUUUGCACUUUUUUAUUUCAGUAGAUAUUCAGGUUGUUCACGAGUUAAAACUUCUACAUAUUUUAAAGUUUUGAUUCACAAAGUUUUAACAAAUUAAUAAAACACUUUAUUUUACUGCCGCCUCUCAUAUUGUACUUUCACGCAAGUACUUGUUGUUAUGCUUUUAAAUAUUCAUUUGAUCAUCAGAGUUCUUUUCUAUUCAAACUCAAAUGCUGAACUUUCUGAAAAACAUAAACAAGACAUGGCAGGGGAUCUUAGAUUCUUCCAGAUAUUCUACUGUGCAAUGCUCUGUCUCAUUUAUAACAUUUCAUGUGGGGCAGAAGGACCCUGAUGAUUUUGCCUUUUACUUGUAAAUCUCCUAUGGAUUCCUGCUGCUAAUUUCAUUUAUAUUGUUUCUGAGAGGGGGAAAAAACUAAGAAAAGAGAGAACUACAAAAUGUACUUGGGUCCUGUUGUUUCCCUGUAGUAUAUUGUAUAUCCGUGACUUCCAAGAGACUCUGAUUACUAUUAUGUCUAAGUAUUCAUGUUGUGCCUGGAAAUGGAUAUCUUUAUUUAAACUGUAAUUCAAUUGGAAGAAAUGUUUAUUUUGGCAAAUUCUGCUCCAUUUUGGGCACUACUUCUGGUAACUGGCUAAUGUACACUGGCUAAUAUUACAAACUUAAAAUAACCAAUUACAUUAAAACUAUGGUUGAAAUUAUUUAUAUGUAAGAAACACAGGAAAACAUAUGUAGAAUCCAGGAAAUGCGACAUGAGGAAUGUCAUAUGUAACCUUAUCUUUUAGCUGGAUUAAUUAUACUUAAAAACUCUAAUUAUUCUUCUUACCCUUCCUUUCUUUAAUAAUAUUUUCCCCUAAAAUGAAAAAUUAUUUAUUUUCUUGGCAUGUUCUUAUUUUAUUUCCCUAAAAUGGUCACAUUCUUAUUUUAUUCCACUGAAAACUGCAUAAUGAUUUUAUACAAAAUUUGCUUAUUGAAUAAUAGAAGAAACACUUUGUCUUCUUAAUGGCUAGUUUGGAAAUAUUUAAAAAUGUAAUAGGUAUUUAAUUGGAAGAUGAGGGUUUUGUUUCACCAUGGGGAUUUCAAUACAUAACAGAAAAUAAUAGAAAUGUUUUAGAGAUAUCGUGAAAAGUCUUGCAAAGUAACAAUAAUGGUUGCGUGUAUUCACUUCUUAAGUCUUCAGUAGUUGCUCAUUUUUAUUAGCUAAUGUCACAGCCCAAAGAAUAUAUGUUCUGCUUUGUUUUUACAUCACUUAACAUUAAUCAGGAAUGUUAAAACUAAUUUUAGUUGGCCACCUUUCAAUGAAAUAAAGCCAGAAAAUACUUGGUAAAAUGGUUUUACAUUUUGCUUUGUUUUGUGACUGCUGUGACAACUGCAUUCUCAGUAGACUUACACCAAGCAUACUUUUUCUACCUGAAGUGUUGUAAAUUGUGUCAUAGACUGCUUGUGUGUCAGACAUUUUUUUGAUUAAUUUUAUGUGCUAAAUGGAUUCUACCCUAUUCUAAAUAUCCAUAAUUAUGGAUAGUAUGCAAAAAAUAUCUGAGUGCCUAUUAUUUUUCUAGUUUUCCUGAUGUUUGUCACAAUGUUCUAUAAAAAAUCACUUAUUGUACUGACAUACAGUACAUGUAUACAGCUGGUGAAUCUUUUAUUAAGUUUGAAUUUUGUGCCCCUUUCUGUUCUACUCUCAUGCAGUCUGUACUUCUGAAUUACAAUUCAAAUUCAGCAUAGCAAAAUGCUGCAUUGGGUUAGAACUAUACAAUUGAAAAUGCAGACUUGUUUCAAAGUAUCCUCCCUGUUCUUAUCUUGCGGACCAUAAAAUUAAAACAGAAAUUUCAUCAAAUAAAGUAUCCUUAGGUAUUUUAGGCAUGUAAAAAAGGUAAGAAUAAUGCCCCAAAUUUAAUCAUAUUUCAGCUUUAGAUACUGAACCUCUGCCUAAACAAUGCUAUCUAAAUUUUUGUUAGCAUGGAUACCAAAUGCAAAUUGUAUAAUCAGUUCAAUGAAAUUGUAAAGCCUUUUCUAAUACUACCUCAGUAGUGCUCUGUAUUUCAAAAUAGCAGAUCAUCAGAUGGGAUUAACUUGUCCUUCUUGCAAAAUAUAAUAUGUUCUUCAAUGCGCAGAGAAUGGGGAGUAAAGGUAGUAAUUCACAACAGCGCUUCUGUGAUGGCAUAGACCACUCCUGAAAUUGCUGACAUCUUAAAAUAGUUUCCUUCGUGUUCUCCAAUUCCAUACAUAAAAUAAAAUAAAAUAUCUAACUAAAGAGAAAGCUCAC
This is a messenger RNA of Thamnophis sirtalis, 4504 nucleotides long. RefSeq names its product dimethylarginine dimethylaminohydrolase 1 (gene DDAH1). The record is from RefSeq and is a predicted model, not a curated record. Gene Ontology annotation, cellular component: mitochondrion. Gene Ontology annotation, biological process: arginine metabolic process; positive regulation of nitric oxide biosynthetic process. Gene Ontology annotation, molecular function: amino acid binding; dimethylargininase activity. Lineage: Eukaryota; Metazoa; Chordata; Lepidosauria; Squamata; Natricidae.